Molecule: messenger RNA, 4998 nt
Organism: Mya arenaria
Lineage: Eukaryota; Metazoa; Mollusca; Bivalvia; Myida; Myidae
Exons: 6
Coding region: 73-2223 (716 amino acids)
Biological process (GO): iron ion transport
Cellular component (GO): plasma membrane
Molecular function (GO): copper ion binding; oxidoreductase activity
Source: RefSeq, a predicted model, not a curated record
CAAAACUGUUUGCACAGAGGUUGCCGCAUUUGUUCCGUUGCAAAGUUUUGUCUAAAUCUAGCAUUCACACUCAUGCAAGCACACGUUAACAUAAUUAUAUCAGGAAUUUACCUCGUUGGAUUUAUCGUAUUUUGCAGGAAAAUAAUGAAUCCAACACAGCUAUGGAUUCUGCUAAUAAUAACAGCAGCAUUACCCUUUUGCUACGCACAAGUUGACGAACGCCCCGUUAUCUUACCAGCCCCAGUUCGCGGCAUUGAUUGUAUUUGUGACUACAAUGCUAACCCUUGUCGCUGCAAUUUUGAAGUUGAACACCUUUUGACCAUGAUAUACCAGGAGGAUGGUAAGACAUACCUUGUUGAACCGUUUGAAGGACAACUGCGUUUAAAGGCAAACCAUUACAUCCUGAAUUCCAGUCAGGCUGAACAAGUGAUUACAGCUGACGGAGAAGGUUCAAGACUAGUUAUUGGAAUCAACGGAAAGUUUCCUGGCCCGCUGAUUGAUGCGUAUGAGAAUCAAGAAAUAGAGAUAACUGUUGUUAACCGAUUCCAUACGGACAGUGUAACGAUUCAUUUCCAUGGUCUCCAUCAAGUCGGACGGCCAUCGAUGGAUGGAGUAGCUUUCGUCUCGCAAUGCCCCAUUCUUCCCGGACAAACAUUUGUGUACAAGAUCAGAGCAAGCCCUCCUGGAACAAGUUAUUAUCACGCUCAUAUAGGAGACCAGAGAAGCAUGGGCCUGUAUGGGCCUAUUGUUAUAAGAAUACCCCAAAGUGCUGAUCAAUUCUUUGGAGAUAUAAUCAUAACUCUGCAAGACUGGAAUCAUGACAUGGAUUCGGAAACAGCGUAUCAACGAAUGAUAACCGAACAGUUUGACAGCGUAGGAAACGUGCUCCCUCCAACGUUUUCAGUAGACAAUGCUGAAUUUACCAGGUUUGCAUUUCACUCUGGUCUUGUAAAUGGUAAAGGAAGGUAUUGGCCGACAAAAUAUUCACACAACGGAGCGCCCCUUGAAAGGUUUAUUGUUCGAAAAGAACAAAAGUUUAGGUACAGAAUUAUUGGCGCUCAAACACUAUAUCCAAUGAGAGUGUUCAUACAAGGACAAACUCUUUCACUCAGGACAUCAGACUGCUAUAACCUUAAGCCAAUAGAAGUUCAGUCAAUAAUUGUACAUCCGGGUGAACGGUACGAUUUCACGUUUAGUUUUAGCAGUGCUUCAAGAAAAGAAUACCUGUUGAUUGCAGAAACUAUUGAAACUCGUGAUAGCCACAAUAGCUACCAUGCGGCUGAAGCAGUAAUUGAAAUUGAGGAUUUUGAGGGAACACGCAACGAUAACCCCGAGAACGACCAGACGGAGGUGUGCAGUGUUGGUGCAAAAUGCGCUGUUUUUAAUUGUCCAUACGGAAGUCCGGGUACAAAUUUUCAAAACUGUCUAAACUUUAACAACGUAACCAACACAGAGCCAAACAGAGAUUCUUCUAUUAUUAUGAACAUUGACGAAGAAUACUUCUUCAACUUUGGUUUUCCCGGGAAGAGCUAUACACCAGGGUCAGUAAAUGGUCGCGAAUUUGUGUCCCCUGUAUCACCAGUUUUAACACAGCCUGGUUCACUGAAGACAAAAUGCGGCGAAAAUGACUGUACCAAUGACAUUUGCAAGUGCACAUAUAUUGUUGACCUACCAAAGAACAAGGUCAUUCAGCUGAUCUUUACUAACCUUGGCACUGGAUCGGGUUGGUCCCAUCCUGUUCAUUUGCAUGGCCACACUUUCUUUGUAAUGAAAAUGGGGUUCGGUGCAUACGAUGAAACGAACGGGCGUCUCAUAAACGACACUACAGACAUCAUGUGUACAGAUCUGAACAAUUUUUGCACGGAUAUGCGAUGGACCGAUUCUUCUUGGAUAGGUGGAAACAUUCCUGGCCUUAGUAACGAUCCUCCCCAAAAGGAUACCAUUGUCGUGCCGACCGGCGGUUAUGUUGUUGUCCGCAUAGUAACAAACAACCCUGGUAUGUGGUUCCUCCAUUGUCACAUCGACCUCCACAACACUAAUGGAAUGGCCAUGGUUAUCAAUUCCGGACCAGGGUCGCAUCCAGCAACACCUGUAGGAUUUCCGAGAUGUGGCAACUUUCUUGACGAUGGAAUAUCGGAUGAUGCAACGAGUUCAUCACUCCCUGGACGUCCUGAAGGAGUUAUGAUUUUUCUCGGAGUUCUUUGCUUCUUGUUGAUCGUCUAAAUCAUUUUCCGCGAAGUCAGGAGGCGGCGUAGUUGAGCUUAAAAUGCUGUAUAGGCCGAUUUCGAUGUGGAUUGGAUGUAUGCCACCUGGAAUAUGUUUUAUGUUUAUGGUGCGUUUUUCGCGCAGUAUAUUUCCUACCUUUAAUUACAUCAAUUUCCUUAAAUAUUACUUCCGGGGCCAAAUUAUAGAAGCAUCUUAAGUUUAUAUUUUACCUUUUCCUUUAAUUUCCUUAUCUGAUUCAUUUCACUGGAAGAAAGUGUUAUGCUUAGUGCAUAUUUUGUAAUUAAAAUACAUGUAUGGACAUUUAAGUUAAUAUGGACAUUUAAGUUUUCAAAGAUGAAAACUCCAUUUUAAAGAUUAGCUUUUCAAAGAAAUAUAUCAACUCCAAACUUGAAACUUAAGUUAAAAAUUUCGUAAGAUGCUUCUGUAAUAUGGACCCAGAACCUUAAUUUAUAUUUUGGCAUUUUUUUUUUACUUUUCGGAAAGAAAGUGUAGGCGGUGGCCUAUAGGAAGCUCCGUCUUUGCGCUCAUUUUGUAUAAACACCCUUUCAAUUAAUCGCCAAAUUGCGCAAAAGGGUUGCCCCUCUGACCGGAAAUGACGUAGAUCAAGGAUAAAACGUUUCCGAUACGCCGAUCUCUACUUUAAUUAUCGCUGAAACGGAUAUCAUACGUGUGUUGUCGGAGAAAAGAUAUAUAAUGCUUAAUGUAGAUGAUAAAGACAUUUUUUAGAAACUCAUUUAUUGUUGUUUUUACGAUGUUUGCGAACGUUUUCGAAGUAAUACAUGUACUAAAAAUAGGUCCACUUAGUAGUGUAUAUUAUUAGAGUAGUUCUUUGUCUGAUGAAAGACCAAAGUCGGAGAUGGUGAGUUUAUAUAGCAUUGGAUCAGCUGAACUGCGUGUUGAAAAUUUAAAGUAUACAAAUAGAAUAAAAUGUUGUAGUUCUUGAAAACACUGCUUUUCGCAGAAGUGCUUGUGCUUCCUAGCUCUUCAAAGCAAAUGAAAAUAUUUGCCGGUUUAUUGUGUGUUAUUACUUACAUUCUGGACGCUUAGGCAUUAUCUAUAUACAAAGAAAAUGUUACACCAUCUCUGACUGAUAUUGCGUCUUGUUUCGCGACGAGUCAUAUCAACUGAUAUCCAAUACGUCAUAAUUUUACAGACUCCUCAAGAAAUAAAGAAAUAAUGUGGAAUUGGUUUAUGUUUUACAAUUUAAUUAUAUUAUUUUAAACAUGCCUAUUAAGUUAUGCACAAUACCGACUGAUCUAAUCAUUUUCCGCUCAGCAACUAAUUAUCUGCAUUGUUUUUGUUUGAUUGUUUUUUGUACAAAUUGUACUGUAAACGACAAAAAACAAUUUUACAAGCAGCUGCUAGACUGCCUAUUCCCGUAUCAGAUCUGUAACAUGUUAUUUCUUGGACACUGCCUUUCAUGGCAAACAUUGGAUACAUUGAUUUUAACUAUGUGGUGUUACAAAUGUUGAAAAUGAUAAUGAAUAUCUAUUACAAAAUGAUACGUAUUUAGCUUACUACUUGAGCAUAAAGAGCUCAGCGUGAGUUAUAAUGAUAAGGUAAUUGUCCGUCGUCCGUCGACGUCCGCUGUCAUCAUUUUCCUUCAAACAACUUCUCCUCCUUAACCACUGCGACAAUUUCAACCAAACUUCACAGCAAUGUUCCUUUGGUGGUUCUCUUCCAGAUUCCUUCAAUAAAAGUGUUUCCAUGCAGAACUCUUGUUGCCAUUGCAACUUAAAUGAAUAAUUCGUCUUCUCAGAAUAUGCUGGCCCGUUUUUUAAAUAAUUGCACAGAAAUGUUCCUUAGGUUACCAUAUAUCGAUUGUCUUCAUCCCUUGUUGUUUGGUAAAAAGAAUGGCCGCCAGGGGUUUGGGCUACUUUUCACUAUAUGUCUUUACGGACAAUUUUGAAAAUCUUCUCUCAGAAACCAGUAGCCCGAUGUCAAAACAUUGUGUUAUUUAUUUUAACAUAUUCUUUGGUGUUCCUUUUUUAACAGUGUAAAAGAUGUUUGUAUUCUAUUUAGUUUUACAAUAGCUGUUGUUAUUCAAUAAGUCCUAACGAAGGACUCGCGGAGGAUAUUUUGUAACAUUUUCACCUUAACAUUCAUUCCUUAAAUGAACUGCCUUUCUGCAAUUGCGAAUAUUUUCCAAUGAACGCAACAUCUUUGGAUAUGUUCGGAUAGCAAAUCAUUUACAUGUAAAUUGAAAAAAUGGUAUUUUGUUAUCGGGACGUUCUAUGUACAGAAUUGUUAAUAAAAAUUUCUGUAAGGUUUCCUUGAAGUGUUUUUUUAAACAAUUCUUGAAUGAAAUAAUGAACUACUGUUGUAAAUAUCACUAAUGAAUUGCGUGAUUGAUGUCAUUAUCAGGGAAAUGAAAGCAUUGGGCUGGAUAAAGUACGCAUCAAAGCACACACUUAUACCAGCCCAACUGCAGUUUCGGACUGCACACACUUAAACCAGCCCCACUUCGUUCAUACCCCGAUAAUGACAUCAAUCCCUCAAAUCUUUUAUUGAAUUUUAAAUAUAUGACAACUCGUGACAUAUCCUACAUGUAUGUGUAUAAAAUAUUGUAAACAGUUUGUAUGUCAAAUGAUUAACCACUUUUAUUUGCACUGACCAUGACCGAAGCCACAUUUUACUAAAUAUGACAUUUAUAAAUACAUGUUUGUAUUUUAUGUCCUAUGGUUAGAGUUCCUGUUUAUAUUUACCUUUUCUAAGAUGUGUUGUAGUGUUAUAUUUAGACAUGUAAAUACAAUAAAUCAUAAGCUUACUAGA